Paramuricea clavata is the source of this 2158-nucleotide messenger RNA. NCBI's taxonomy places the organism in Eukaryota, Metazoa, Cnidaria, Anthozoa, Malacalcyonacea, Plexauridae. The record is from the annotation of a GenBank genome assembly.
AAUUAACCAAUCAGCGUCGUUCCAGAACAAUUUAGAGGUCAAGGGCGAAUGAUCAUCUUCGAGGACGAAGUUAAAACUCAACACGGCAUAAUAGAGUUGUUUUUUGAACCAUUUACUCGAGUAAACGCCAUUUUUUGCCGUAUCUGUACAUGGUAUACGAAAGCUAAGUUUCUGGAUGUAAUACAACAGUGUUUUCUGUCGAAAUGUCACGAAAAAGGGCGAGCGAACCGACGUUUAGAAAUUGCGUGUCCACCUUAGCUACCCAAGCGAAAGCGAAGCGAAGCUCAAUGGCAUGGCUUGAGAAUUCGAAAAAUAUGGAGGCACAGCUUCCUGAUUCGUUGAUCUUGGAGAUAUUUCGUUAUUUAGACAAACGGCAGCUUGGUGUUGCUGCUCAGGUAUCGAAACGUUGGCGACGUGUCGCUUACGACAAAUCGUUUUGGCAUACCUUAGAUUUGACGGCGUUUUCUCAAAACAUAGACGAAACUACAAUGUUAAUGGUGAUUCAAACACGCUUGGCAUCCACGCUGAAUUCUUUAAACCUCGGCCCUGUGAAACUGACAGCUAAAAUAGCCAAGGAUUUAGCACGUAAAUGUCCCGAUUUAAAACGAAUCGUAUUCAAAUCAGUCGCCAUUUCGGGGGACCCAGCUUUCUCUGGGGAGAGCAAGCAAUUCCCAGCCACUUUGGAGUUAAUGGAUUUGAGACAUUGCAGGGGCAAUUUUCAAUUCAUGAAACGCCUGCCGAGACAUUUCACCGAAAUGAAGUAUAUUGGUUUGGGUGCGGAAUCAUCGGCAAGCCUCGUUCAAAAUAUUUUUGGAAAAAUGCAUAACCUCCGAGUAUUAGAUUGUACCGACUGUGAGGCAAUCAACGACUCGGCUUUGGAGAAAAUUUCUAGAAGUUGCAGACAGCUCGAAUCGAUAUGUCUCGUUGAGUGCAAGAAUUUUGGUGGAACGACUCUCGGAAUGGUGUUAAAGAAUUGUAAAUUCUUAUCAACACUGCUAAUGAGAUUCACAAAGUUAGCUGACACAGCGAUUCUUGCAGUGAAAUGGGAAACUACAGUUAUCAAAGAGCUAGAUAUCACAGGCUGUUACUAUGUAACAACAACCGGCUUGACAACGUUAUUGUCGAAAUUGCCGCAACUAACCUACUUCAAGAUGAAUCAGUGCGGGUUUAGACACAUCUUAAAUCUAUUGGUCUAUCAAGAAAUCCGCCCGCAGAUAAGUUUCACCAUGCUUGAAACUUUGGAUCUGCGCUGGAACUUUCUGUUAUCUGCUGAAUGCCUGGAAUGUAUAUUACGACUCACGCCGAAACUUCGUUACCUUGGUGUUAGUCAUUCCCCCCGGGUCGGACCCACGACGAUGGCUAAGAUGCUACCCCAUGUCGCAAAGUUAAAGAUCCUUGAGUUUGGGCCAUUAAAGAAGGAGGCAUUAUCUGAUACAAACUUUGUUAAAGGCAUCGUAAAGAACUGCAAGGACAUUGAGGCUGUCUCGUUUAUUAAUUUCACGGUAGGGACCCCUCAGGACACUGCAUUACUCCGAGAACUAAAGAUGAAGUGUAAAAAACUUCAAGACGUAAAACUGUGUAAUCCAAGAGUUGAGCAUGUUGAGGUCGGAGCUGGUGGUGAGACGAUAACUGUCGAGAGACUUUUGAUUAAAAUGGAAAGUUUGUUACCCAGUCCAAAGCAUACACUGAAUGUUAUUACUAAGACACUAUGUUGACGUGUUUGCUUUCUGACAUACUGUGUGCCGUCAAACAGUUUAAACAUUGAUAAACAGCUGACUUUUGUUAAAACUGUUAUUGAUCUUGGUUAGUUUAAACCAUUGACAAACACAGCUUAUUUUGUUAAAGUUCCUUGAACAGUUGUGUGCCUUGAACUAUGAAAUGAAUAGAUUAAUAGAACAUCCUUAAAAUUAUUGUAAAUAAUGAAUAAUGAAAAUAGCUUUGCUUACAAAGCUUUAAAUGAAAAUUGUGAUAAAGAAAUAUGGACAUUAUGAUUUGACAGGGUUGCUAACAUCAGAAUUUGAACUGGUACAUAAUGCCUUAAAAACUGCCAAUACUUUGUGUAGAAAUCUAUAGUAUUAUAUAAAGUUAUGUUUAUAUAUUAUGGUGUUAUAAUUCCAUGAAUUGCUUGUUUAAUAACAAGGUUGUUUAUUAUUUGGUU